Molecule: messenger RNA, 429 nt
Organism: Parnassius apollo (apollo)
Lineage: Eukaryota; Metazoa; Arthropoda; Insecta; Lepidoptera; Papilionidae
Source: the annotation of a GenBank genome assembly
GAUGUCAUUCGUUUGGAAACUCAAUAUUGGUCACUGGUGGAGAUACCAAAACAAGAGAAGGCAGAAACGGUUCCGGCAUUCGUUCUUCGCGCAUGUGCCAUAAUGGAGAAAACGCAGAAGUCCGGAGAAGGUGUCAAAACUUCUUCCAAACUGGCUGAGGAAGCUGCUGACCGGAAGGAGCGAAUAGAGCGCCUGAAUGAUAUGACAACGUCUCAAAUUGAAGCUGAGAAUACGCAGAUGACCAACGAUUUGUACCGUCUGCUGAAGAAAUAUACAGGAUUGAGGAAUCUAAUCAGGGAACUAAAGUCGGAGUACGUCAGCUCAAAGGUAUACCCGAUGUUCCCGAGAUAUACAAUGCUGAAGGACAUGAUCAAGGACAUUAUGCACGAUCCUGAUUAUAUGGAGGUCUGCCACGAGGUGGAUCCAUAG